Messenger RNA from Stereum hirsutum FP-91666 SS1, 1041 nucleotides. RefSeq lists its product as uncharacterized. The transcript has 5 exons. Bases 1 to 1041 code for a protein of 346 amino acids. The record is from RefSeq and is a predicted model, not a curated record. NCBI's taxonomy places the organism in Eukaryota, Fungi, Basidiomycota, Agaricomycetes, Russulales, Stereaceae.
AUGGUCGAUGAUAGUCCACAAGAUCGAACAACGGACGACGAGGUUCCGGAACGAAGUGUAUACCCCGCAGCAACUACACCUCGGAAGUUCGAGAACUUUCGACUGAGUGAUCAGGGACUAGCAUCACAGGAUUGGCCUUUCACCAAUUAUUGGCAUGAUCCUGUAGGCCAGAGGCUGACUCGGGAUCAGGAUCCAUACAACUCAAAUGAACUUGCCCUCAUACCGGAUAGCUAUCUUUCCGCGACUAUCUCGACGUCUUCCGCAGAUCCGAGUCAGUAUCUUGAGGGCCAUGGUGCGAGUAGCGGCGCAAUUCCAUAUGCAGCAUCAACGUUCCAGCCAGACGGCUCUGUAAUGGACACGCAAGCCUUCCACUGGGGUAUGGCCAGCAUGGGCCAGUCAAGUCAUGUAUCUGUCCAUGGUGCGCAGGCAGACAUUCACCUCACAUCUUCAUGUUCCCUGGUCGAGGCACCGCACGACCAACCUGGACCACCAGCCAGCCGUAUUAUCCAAAUUCCUCAAGUCCGCUAUGUCCACCCUUCCAAAAGGGGGAGGACGCGUUACGGCCGCCCUAUCGACCUCGAACCAAUCAUUUUUUGCCUCAGUGGUUCUGGUGAAGAAGGUGUCCUAGCUUCAGACGCGUUUGACGGCCCGUUUAGACACUCGACUUUACACCUCGAAGGUGCAGAUGACGUGGUCUUUAGGGCGGAUCAUGCGAGGAACAUCACGAUGCAUAUCUUAUGGCCCGAAUGCACACCAUGGAAGGCUUUGAUUAGCACGAAAUGCUUUGUAGCGAAGCAAUCUGUGCCAAUCACUCGAGGCAUACUAGCCAAGCGAAUCGCCGCCCAGUUGGUCUCUUUCACGAAGGCAUUUACUCACUCACUCACGAUACGCUCUCUGGGGCACAUUGCUGAUGAGUGUAUACCAGCAGAUACCGCAUCCCAGUAUACCCGGCUCAACGGUCCCCUCUCCAGCAGGCUUGAGAUUGGACCAGAUCUCCAUCCGAAGAUUCUAUCCCGUCUCUCAGGGAGCGUGGCAGGUUGA